Messenger RNA from Rhinolophus ferrumequinum (greater horseshoe bat), 5003 nucleotides. RefSeq names its product zinc finger protein 786 (gene ZNF786). NCBI's taxonomy places the organism in Eukaryota, Metazoa, Chordata, Mammalia, Chiroptera, Rhinolophidae. The record is from RefSeq and is a predicted model, not a curated record. Gene Ontology annotation, biological process: regulation of DNA-templated transcription. The coding region runs from base 1166 to 3448 and encodes 760 amino acids. The transcript has 4 exons.
GUUCGUGGUAAUCCCAGAAAUGUCUGGACACGGAUGGUAACCACUUUGAGCACCUCUUGUAAUCGUAGAAGUCAAAUGUGACUUGUAUUCAUCUUUUGUUAUCAGUGUAUAUUAUUACAAUUAAUACAGUUUUUUUCCUUUCUUACAACACGUGUACUUUUUUUGGCACCCUCUGUGUAUAUGUAUAUAUAAAACCUUUAAGGUAGGAAUAACAAUAUAUAACCAAGCAAUUCAGUCACACUGGCUGAUUAGUAACAGGCAGAGUAAAUUUCAGAUCCAUUCCGUACUUAGGUUAUAAGACCAUUUCUUGGAUUUUAGAGACUGACUCACUUUUCUAAUUUAAGUCCAUGGAGUCAGCGAUGGCACGUCUCUGCAUGACUUCUGCGGAUGCACACCCAGCCAGCUCGCCCGCCCUCGCUGGAACAGUUAGUUUUGAGGGGUGCUUUUCACGCUUGAGAGACCCCAGCAGCAUGGACCCCCCCCCCCAAUUGCUCACAGUCGGGACCUGCUUGUUAACGCCCCUUGAUUGUCUCACCUCCCUCGCAAUCUGAUUCCUGGGAUCACCUCGCAGAUGAGCCCUUGAACCGAAUCGUUAACUGGGGUAGGCUUUGGGCAGGACCCUAACCCUCGCGCCCCGUCUUUGUCUCAGUGAAGUGUCCCCAUCCUUGCCUGCUCUCUAUCCCAUCUGCAGCUGACUGCAUUUCUACCUCUGUCAGUCUCCGUCUCUCUCCAGCUCUCCUUCAAUUCACCUCUUGUCUUAUUGGAAACCCUAAGACUAAGAGAGUGCGAGGAUCCAAGGCAUCCGUGGGCACCUACCUCGUAGGCUGCCUCGUGCGCCGCGCUCGCUCCUCUCGCCCGCAGGGGGCGCUGUGAGCGGAGGUGUCGUGCCGACGAGCCGCGACUCCCUGCGUGCACCGCACCGGGGCGUGGCCUGCGAGGCGGGGCGGGGCGGAGAGGAGAGCUGCUGGCGGCGGGGGAGACACCGAGGGACCACUGCCUGGGCCGGGGGGAGCCACGAAGCACCAUGGCCCAGCCGGCUGCGGUAAGAGGGGUCUUCUGACUGGACCCCCAGUUGCCUCUGACUUUUGAGGAUAUUGCCAUUUACUUCUCGGCGCAAGAAUGGCGGACUCUAGAGGCCUGGCAGAAGGAGCUUUACAAGCAUGUAAUGAGAACGAAUUAUGAGAUUCUGGUUUCUCUAGAUGGUGGGUUUCCCAAACCAGAAGUAAUAUCCCAGAUUGAACAGGGGAGAGAGCUCUUCAGGAAUUUGGGAGAACGACAGAAAUCAGAAAACAUAAUUUGCUCCUCUGCUGAUUUGUAUUUCAAUCCAGUUAUGGAGGGACAGCAGUUUUGGGGAAAUCAGCAAGCUGUGAGUUCAGGAGAGCCUGCAUGCCAUUUUCAAGCAGAUCCUCUUCAGAGCCAGUGUUCCUCUGAACCCCUAUUAGGAAAAAGGGAAGCUGUUUCCUUCACGCCUGACCAAGGCAUCACCCUCAUGAAACCACACGGACAUGACCCCCGGGCUCCAACCCCAGCAGACCCCCGCUCCAGGGAACCUACCCAAAGAGAAAGAGUCCCGAGUCCCAGAAAGCCGGGUAUCCCAGGCAUCCAAGAAAUGCCCUCCAGGGAGGGCUCCUCCCACCCUUGCCCUGUCUAUGGGGAAAGCUUCUGGAAAAAAAACCACUUAGAGAAGCACCAUAGGAGCCACUCAAAGGACCAGCCACGUGGGGCCGGGAAGAAAUUCAGCAAACAAGCCGAUCUGCAGCCUCAGCGGGGCAUCCCGCGGGGCCAGAGGCACUUCCGGUGUCAUGAGUGUGGGAGCAGCUUCCAUCUGAAGCAGUAUCUGCUUAGACAUCUGGCCGCCCACGCAGGGAAGAGCCCGUUGCAGGGCCCUGAGUGUGAUGUGUGCUUCCAUCACAAGCGGACCCUUCUCAGCCACCACCUCCUGCACAAGGAGGAGAGGCCUCCCCAGUGUCCCCCAUGUGACAAGAGCUUUCUCCUAAAGAACAGUGUGCAGGCUCACCAAGACCAGCCUAGCGAGGAGAGGCCACUGUCCCAUAGGGAAGACAACGGGACCUUCUGUGAGGAGGCCGAGCUCAGCAGUGUGCACUCGGGAGAGAAGCCAGGCCCAGGCCCAGCGCGUGAGGAGCACUGCCACCUGAAGGGGUGCAGGGCGUCUCCCCAGUGUGGCCCCACCAGGGAGAGGCCGUUCUCUUGCACCGAGUGCAACAUGUUCUUCUCGACCAGGGCCCAGCUCACCAGCCACGCCCGGGUGCACACGGGAGAAAAGCCCUUCCGCUGCCUGGAGUGUGACAAGAGCUUCCAGCUGAGCGGCUUGCUGGAGGUCCACCAGCGUGUGCACAGUGGAGAGAGACCCUUCUCCUGCAGGAAGUGUGGCAAGGGCUUCACGAAACAGUGCAAACUCACCGAGCACAGCCGAGUGCACAGCGGAGAGAAACCUUUCUGGUGUGCUGAGUGUGGCAGGAACUUCCGCCAGAGGGGCCAGCUGCUGCGGCACCAGCGCCUGCACACUGACGAGAAGCCCUUCCAGUGCCCCGAGUGUGAGCUGAGCUUCCGUCUGAAGAGCAUGUUGAGAGCCCACCGGCUCCGACACAGCGGAGAGAAGCCGUUCUCCUGCAGCGAGUGUGGCAGAGGCUUCACCCACCAGUGCAAGCUCCGUGAGCACCUGCGGGUGCACAGUGGGGAGAGGCCUUUCCAGUGCCCCGAGUGUGACAAGAGCUUCCGUCUGAAGGGCAUCCUGAAGGCCCACCAGCGCACCCACAGCAAGGAGAGGCCAUUCUCGUGCGGGGAGUGUGGCAAGGGCUUCACCAGGCAGUCCAAGCUCACGGAGCACUUGCGCGUACACAGCGGGGAGAGGCCCUUCCAGUGCCCCGACUGUGACAGGAGUUUCCGCCUGAAGGGGCAGCUGGUGAGUCACCAGCGCCUGCACACGGGGGAGAGGCCCUUCCAGUGCCCACAGUGCGACAAGAGCUACCGCGUGAAGGCCGACAUGAAGGCCCACCAGCUGCUGCACAGCGGGGCCAUGCCCUUCUCUUGUGAGUGUGGCAAAGGCUUUGCCAAGCAGUCGAAACUGGUUGAACAUAUCAGGACGCACACGGGGGAGAAGCCUUUUCAGUGUCCCAAAUGUGACAAGAGUUUCCGCUUGAAGGCACAGCUGCUCAGCCACCAAGGCCUGCACACAGGGGAGAGACCUUUCCACUGCCCUGAGUGUGACAAAAACUUCCGGGAAAAGGGACACAUGCUUAGGCACCAGCGCAUACAUAGACCGGAGAGGCCGUUUGCCUGUGGCGACUGUGGUAAGGGCUUCAUUUAUAAGUCGAAACUUGCUGAGCACAUCAGAGUGCACACGAAGUCUUGUAGUGCACCCCGUGAGCCCAACAUUAAGAAAAGGCUCAGACAGCUGUUUGCCAUGAUCGAGGCCGACUGGAGCUGAGGCUGAGCCUGGAGCCUUCAGCAGGGCUCACACUGCCUGGAACCCCCGGCAACCGUAGCCAAACACACCGAUAGACAUUUUAGGAACAGGGGCCCGUUUUUGAGCAAGAAGGUAAUACCAGCUAGGAAUAUGAGAAACCACAAAGGAUUGUCUUUCUUAAAACACCACCAGUUGUAUUUCCUAUCCAUUGCUAAAAGGAGACAUUUGUUCUUCCUGCUACCUUAAAUGGUAAUUUUCUCCCAAGUGCUAAGCCAGCUUUGAAAUCCCAGCUUGAGUUUAGACAGGAAACCCCUCCAGUUCUGUUCUCAAGGCUGAAAGAACAGUGACUGAAAUGUCAACUCUGCUUUCUUUUUUUCAUAGCGUGAUCCUCAACUGUGGGUUUGAAUACAGUGAAUCUCGUUGCAGGCCUGAUAAUGACAUUAGAUUUGGUUUUAAGUCAUUUUUUUUUUUAAAUCGACAGUAAUAAAAUGAGUUCUCUGCAUUGUAGUUUGUUUAUACAGAUGCUGUAGUUUCACAGCAGUUUCCAUGUGGUCAUGCAUAGUUCCCCUUAAGGAAAAGUUGGUCAUUUCAGCAAAAGUGGGCUAAUCUGAGUUACAGAAACAUGAAACUAAAGAUGCUAAGACGUAUGGGACUAGAAUUUAGAUAAGCGAUUGGGAAAGGAGUGUCAAUUUGGGAGUUCCAGAACAGAGAUGCUAUUUGAAGCUGAGAGAGUGAAUGCGAUUCCCCUUCACAGACAGAGUGACUAUCUAAGCAGGUGACUAAAUUAAGACAAAAUAACAAAGCUAAACAAACUUUAUCAGGGAGUAUUACAGGCAUCAACAGCUUCAUGUGGAGAGUUUUCAAGCAAAUGUUAAAAGGAAGCAUAAUACAAGAGGAAGUCCAGCAAAAUACCACAUUUGGUUCAUUAGGUGAGGCUUCUGUGAGCACAGAAUGUUUAUGCUUCAGGGACAGAGCUGUGUUUCAUACAGAGGAUUCCAGACUUUCAGGGGUCCGUGUUUAGAGCAACCUCUUUCCUCAAGUGAUCGGACACUAACAAAGGUGACUGAUAAUAUUAAGAGAUUAUGUCACUUAGGUUUGUAAUCACUCAGAGACAUGGUGAUGUCUUUUGUGUUUACAGAGUAGCCAGCCUCACAAAACAUGGAGAUAGACUCAUCGUAAGCAAAAAGGGAUGGUGGCCCUGCCCAGAUGAGCGCUGUGGUGUGGGGACCCGGAGGAAGAGGAUGUGACUGUCAGGUAGAGGUUUUGCGGGAGACUGCAGGCCAGGACCUCUAGUGGGGCAUCCACACGUUGUUACAAUGAGAGGAUCUCAGAGAUAGUGAAAGAUCCAGAGUGUGGGAGUUUGGUUAGCAAUUGGAUGUGUCUUGGAGGAAGUUGAGAAAAAGUAGUAUCCAACUAAACCACAGGCGCCCCAGGCUGCUCACACUAAAAAUGAAAAACACACCAAAGCGCUGUUUAAAGAAUAGAGGGACUUCUGGGAAAGAAGGUGUCAUGAGCACGGGCUCAUAAAACUUCCCUUGCUAUCCUGUCCCAAUUCCUGAACAGAAAAAAACCAAUG